GUGCGCCGUGCUGCUGCGCUUGGGGGAUGAGCUGGAGAUGAUCCGGCCCAGUGUCUACCGCAACGUAGCACGCCAGUUGCACAUAUCUCUGCAGUCUGAGCCUGUGGUGACUGACGCAUUCCUAGCUGUGGCGGGCCACAUCUUCUCUGCAGGUAUCACAUGGGGCAAGGUGGUAUCUCUGUACGCGGUGGCUGCAGGACUGGCUGUAGACUGCGUGAGGCAGGCCCAGCCCGCCAUGGUCCACGCCCUCGUCGACUGCCUGGGAGAAUUUGUGCGCAAGACCCUGGCGACUUGGCUGAGGAGGCGUGGUGGAUGGACCGACGUCCUCAAGUGUGUGGUCAGCACGGACCCUGGCCUCCGCUCCCACUGGCUGGUGGCUGCACUCUGCAGCUUUGGCCGCUUCCUGAAGGCUGCCUUCUUUGUGCUGUUGCCAGAGAGAUGAACUGCCCACCUGGGCAUUGGCCCUCUGGGCCCGACACAGGAGGCCCUCAGCACCUGAAAGCAUCUCCCUCCUCCCCACCCAAGCCGGGAGCAUGCCAACCCUAGGAGCCCUGAACCCCAAUCCUCUGCAGACCCAGGCCCUCUGGAAGGGGUGAGCAGGGAGGGGCUUCCCUGAGCCUGGAGCAGGACUUCAGGGCCAGCCUGUGACCCUUCCCCCUUGUCCCCUCCUCUUGGAACCCCUGUGUCUUCCCUUUUCUUUCUGGGGCCUGGAAGUCAGGGUCAACUCCUAGGCCCCAAAGGAAGGGAACAGUAUGCUCUCAUUUGAUGCCCCCGGUCCCAUUGAAGGAAGAGGGACUAUCAGGACAUGUGUCCUCAUGGUCCUGCACAUUCCAUCUGAAGGUGACUGACUGUCCUGGCCAAAGCUGAGGGAGCCAUGGGGACUUGCUACCUCCAAAACAGCAUAAGGCUCAUGUACUGAUUGCUUAAUCCAUUUCUGGAGGGAAAGUUUGUCCCCCACUUGUGACAGGGUCCUUGUAUGUAGGGACCAGGCCAGCACACCUGACCAAUAAAUGAGAAAUCCUAUGGAUGAGAAGGAAGUCUGCAGAAGUUGGAUCCCAGUAAUGUUUCACAUCAAUGGAGGGUGAGGUGACCCCAUCGAUAUGACUACAUGGGGAUGUGCCCGACAAGAUCCCCUAAAAACUCAGACCAAGAAAUCCAUCCCUGCAGGGUGCACUUGAGGCCCUGAGCCACCCACAGCCUUCCUUGAUGCCCACAGUUCCCUGGUCAGAGCACACGAGACAUCCUUCCUGGAGCCCCUGGUAGCCCUGUCCCAGCCUGGUGCAGCAUGGCACUCAAAAGACACGCACAGGCUGGGUGCGGUGAUACUUUCUCUGGAGUCAGGGCUGGCCUAACAGCCUACCCUCCAAAAGCCACACACUUGGGGAGUUCUCAGUUGGGAGGGCCCCUACAGAAAGCCAGUCCCAGAAUCAAGCAGUGUUCAAGUCCCAUGGGGGUAGAGGGUGGCAAUAAACAUCUCCAAACUAUCGCUUUCAUUUUA
This is a messenger RNA of Carlito syrichta (Philippine tarsier), 1498 nucleotides long. It is a transcript of the gene BOK, whose product is annotated as BOK, BCL2 family apoptosis regulator. NCBI's taxonomy places the organism in Eukaryota, Metazoa, Chordata, Mammalia, Primates, Tarsiidae. Gene Ontology annotation, cellular component: mitochondrial outer membrane. The record is from RefSeq and is a predicted model, not a curated record. The coding region runs from base 38 to 442 and encodes 134 amino acids. Gene Ontology annotation, molecular function: protein homodimerization activity; protein heterodimerization activity. The transcript is spliced from 4 exons. Gene Ontology annotation, biological process: intrinsic apoptotic signaling pathway in response to DNA damage; regulation of apoptotic process; extrinsic apoptotic signaling pathway in absence of ligand.